GUUACCAUUAGUAAAGGUUAUACUAUCGUCUAGUCACAUGGUCCCGUGGUCUCAUGGUUAAAUGGUCAUAUAGUUUUAUAACCAAACAUACAGGUAUAUGAACAAUUCAUUUUUAACGUAGGAAUACUUUGUAACAGUUAGAAAGAAUGUCUUUUGGAAGUUUUCCGAAGAUAGCGAUAGGAUGUAAUUCUUUUUACAGGAUUAUAGCUACCGGUAUAGGAAUCUAUUCUUUUGCAGCUGCGAGAAACGACAUAAAUGCAAGGAGAUACAAAAAUAUGAUAGAAAAACAUCAUCAACGCUACCGUGAUAUUGCUCCGUAAACCAUUUACUUGAGGAUUUAUAAAAAAUUGUAAAAUAACAAGAUUAAAAAGAAAGAAAAAAAAUGGCCGCAUUACCUCAAUUUAGCGAAGAACAAUUGAAGUUGGUACAGGAUAUAGAAAUAGAAAUGAUGACUGAUAUGUUUCACCGUAUGACAACUGCAUGUCAUAAAAAGUGUAUUCCACCAAGAUAUAGUACCUCAGAGUUAACCAAGGGAGAAUCAGUAUGUCUAGAUCGGUGUAUUGCUAAAUAUUUGGACGUGCAAGAACGUAUUGGGAAAAAGCUGCAACAAAUUUCCAUGCAAGAUGGCAGAAUUGUAGACCAACCGAAACUAAAUUGA
This is a messenger RNA of Habropoda laboriosa, 658 nucleotides long. RefSeq names its product mitochondrial import inner membrane translocase subunit Tim10 (gene Tim10). The transcript has 2 exons. The record is from RefSeq and is a predicted model, not a curated record. Gene Ontology annotation, cellular component: mitochondrial inner membrane. Gene Ontology annotation, biological process: protein insertion into mitochondrial inner membrane. Lineage: Eukaryota; Metazoa; Arthropoda; Insecta; Hymenoptera; Apidae. Bases 383 to 658 code for a protein of 91 amino acids.